Molecule: messenger RNA, 6630 nt
Organism: Dunckerocampus dactyliophorus (ringed pipefish)
Lineage: Eukaryota; Metazoa; Chordata; Actinopteri; Syngnathiformes; Syngnathidae
Gene: prkcg
Product: protein kinase C, gamma
Exons: 17
Coding region: 738-2831 (697 amino acids)
Biological process (GO): protein phosphorylation
Molecular function (GO): diacylglycerol-dependent serine/threonine kinase activity; ATP binding; zinc ion binding
Source: RefSeq, a predicted model, not a curated record
CCAAUCUGGCUACCCCGCAUCCCCCUUCUUCGUUGCCUUUCCUUCCUCCGUCUGCCACUAGAAGAAAGAGUGAGAGACAGUUGGCACUCAGUCCGCACUGGAUGGAGGAUGGUGGCAAAAAUGGCUGCUUGGGUCUCAUCCGUCCCCCUUUUCCUGCACCUCCCUCGGCCCCUCUUGAGAGAAGUAACCCAGAUUUGAAAAUGAAGUCCUAUCAAUCUCUCCCUCUCCUCUCUCUCCACUCUCUCUCUCUCUCGGUCUAUCUAUCUUUUUCGUCCUCCUCUUGGUAAAAACAGCAUCCAAUCUUGGAAAGCGAGUACCACCUCCAUCCACCAUCUCGUCCUCCUCCUCACCCUGCCUGUGGGUGAACGGAUAUUUACCACUCCUGGAAAGCUUCAAUCGCGCUGGCUUUCUGCUGUUUUGUCGAGACAGCUUCCUUGGUUUUGUUUUUUUUGUUUCAUAUUUUACGCUGGCUCAUUUCCUUUCCACUUUUUUGCCCUCAUCUUUGAAGCCGCCAUCUACAGGUGCCUCUCUGAGCUGAACAUCAGGGGAGGGCCAAGGAAGUGAAGGAAGAAACUCGCCGCUCGGCAUACUCACAGUUUCAGGUCCGCCUCCCUGUCCUUGCAUACUCCCCCCUCCCCCCGCAUUCAAGGUCUUGCACAACUAAAUAGCAUCCUCCCUGACACCCCAUCAUCCAUCCUCCUUCCCUCUCUCUACUCUACUGUGUCCCUCCAGGCAUCAUGUCCGCCCCUGUUCCCCCUUCCCCACUCACACUGGCCUCCCAAACAUCAGCAGCAUCCCCCUUGCCCUCGCCCCUCUCCCCUCCACCCAGGGUGCCCGUCUUCCAAAGGAAGGGUGCGCUCAAACACAAGAGGAUCGUGGAGGUGAAGGAUCACCAGUUCACGGCCCGUUUCUUCAAGCAGCCCACCUUCUGCAGCCACUGCACCGACUUCAUCUGGGGCAUCGGCAAACAGGGAUUCCAAUGUCAAGUUUGCAGUUUUGUGGUCCACAAAAGAUGUCACGAGUUUGUGACCUUCACCUGUCCCGGCUCGGUGACAGCCCCCAGACCAGAUGACCUGAGGAGUCGACACUCGUUUAAGAUCCACACGUACGCCAGCCCCACCUUCUGCGACCAUUGCGGAUCCCUGCUCUACGGCCUCAUACAUCAAGGCAUGAAAUGUGCCUGUUGUGACAUGAACGUCCAUCGACGAUGUGAGACCAGCGUUCCCAGCCUUUGCGGCCAGGACCACACGGAGAAGCGAGGCCGCAUCCACCUGACCGUCCGAGGCGAGAAGGAAGACGUUUUUGUCACGGUGCUGGAGGCUCGGAACCUGAUGCCCAUGGAUCCAAAUGGGCUGUCGGAUCCGUACGUUAAACUUAAAUUGAUUCCCGACCCCAAGAGUCACAGCAAACAGAAGACCAAGACCAUCCGCUCCACGCUCAAUCCUGUCUGGAAUGAGAGUUUCACUUUUUCAGUGCGAGGCCACCAGUGGGACAGGCGUCUCUCGGUGGAGGUGUGGGACUGGGACCGCACGUCCCGCAAUGAUUUCAUGGGAGCGCUGUCCUUCGGAGUGAGCGAGAUCUUCAGGCGUCCCAUCAGCGGCUGGUUCAAACUGUUGGCCCAAGAUGAGGGAGAGUACUACAACAUCCCCGUGCCGGACCCGGACCUGCAAGAGCCUCUGCCAGACACUCCGACACCUUUGCUGCCUCAGAUGGGAUCCGGCCCGCUGUCUGAACCCCCUCCUGUGGCCUUGCCCUUGACCCCUGUGCCCUCAUCGUGUCCACCUGCCCACACCCUGGGGUCGGGCAAGAGCAGGGUGGGCAUCCAUGACUUCAACUUCCUUAUGGUGCUGGGCAAAGGCAGUUUCGGCAAGGUGCUGCUGGCAGAGGAGCGAGGCAGCGAGCGCCUGUUUGCUGUCAAGGUCCUCAAGAAGGACGUUCUCUUCCAGGACGAGGACACGGAGAGUGCCCUGGUGGAGAGGAGGGUUCUUGCGCUCCCGUCUCGUCCUCACUUUCUCACAUCGCUCUACUGCGCCUUCCAGACCGAGGACCGGCUGUACUAUGUGAUGGAGUACGUCAACGGAGGAGACCUGAUGUUUCACAUUCAGAUCAUUGGAAAGUUCAAAGAGCCUCAUGCCGCGUUUUAUGCAGCAGAGAUAGCAGUGGGCCUCUUCUUCCUGCACAGCAAAGGGAUCAUCUACAGGGAUCUAAAGCUGGACAACGUGCUGCUGGACAGCGAGGGCCACAUUAAGAUCGCCGACUUUGGGAUGUGCAGGGAGGGAAUGUUUGAGGGCGACACCACGCACACCUUCUGUGGAACCCCGGACUACAUUGCCCCUGAGAUUGUGGCGUAUCAGCCAUACAACAAAGCAGUGGACUGGUGGUCUUACGGAGUGUUGCUCUAUGAAAUGCUAGCAGGACAGCCGCCAUUUGAUGGCAUUGAUGAGGAGGAGCUGUUCCAGUCCAUCAUGGAGCAAAGCGUCUCCUACCCCAAGAGUCUCUCCCGUGAAGCUGUUGCCAUCUGCAAAGGGCUCCUGACCAAGCACCCCGCCAAGCGCCUGGGCGGAGGAGAGGACGCCGAACGAGAGAUCCGGGAGCAUCCCUUUUUCCGCUGGAUAGAUUGGGACCGUCUAGAAAGGCUGGAGAUCCCGCCGCCCUUCAUCCCGAGAUCUGGUGGAAGAAAAGGUGAAAACUUUGACAAGUUCUUCACGGCGGCUCCGUCGGCACUCACCCCCUCAGACCCGGACGUGCUGGCCGCCGUCAACCAGGAGGACUUCCAGGGCUUCUCCUUCUUUAAUCCAGAGUGCGCCCCCUCGCCACUCACUGCAGUCUAAAAGAAAUAGGAAGCUUGAUAGCUUAUACUGCGUACAGUACAUACACUAGUCCACUUUUCUACUAGCACGUAUUUCAUCGCACACUCUUUGCAUGCAUUAUCUAUUUGUUUCGCCGUCAUCAUUUCUGUUUUACGUGCACAGCAGACCACAAAAUCCCUGAAUGACAAUGUAAUUGACUUACCAGGGAUGACAUUGCAAUGUUGUGUGCAAAACGUCUACAAUAGUUAUAAUAGCGAUGAUGCAAUGACCUUGUAUGACCUUACAUGCAUACAUACAUUUUUUUUGUACAACUUUUGAGACACUUGUUUUCUGUGUUGCACGAGUCCUUGGUGUGUAUGUAUGAGAGAAUACAUUCCAAUAUGGCUAUACCAUUCCAUUUUCCUCCGCUUAUCCGGGUCGCGGGGGCAGCAGUCUUAGUAGGGAAGCCCAGACUUCCCGGUCCCCGACCACAUCCUCCAGCUCCACCGGGAGGACACCAAGGCGUUCCCAGGCCAGCUGUGAGACACAAUCCCUCCAGUGUGUCCGAGGUCUUCCCCGGGGCCUUCUCCCGGCUGGGCAUGCCCGAAACACCUCACCAGGGAGGCGUCCGGGAGGCAUUCGGACUAGAUGCCCGAGCCACUGGCUCCUUUCGAUGUGAAGGAGCAGCGGCUCUACUCUGAGCUCCUCCCGGAUGACCGAGCUCCUCACCCUAUCUCUUAGGGUGAGUCCCGCCACCCUACAAAGAAAACUAAUUUCAGCUGCUUGUAUCCGCGAUCUCCUUCUUUCGGUCACGACCCAAAGCUCGUGACCAUAGGUGAGGGUGGGAACAUAGAUCGAACGGUAAAUUGAGAGCUUUGCCUUCCGGCUCAGCUCUCUCUUCACCACGACGGUCCGGUACAGCGACCGCAUUACUGCAGACGCUGCGCCGAUCCGCCUAUCGACCUCACACUCCAACCUUCCCUCACUCGUGAACAAGACCCCUAGAUACUUGAACUCCUCCACCUGGGGCAGGACCUCAUUCCCAACCCGGAGGGAGCAAUCCACCCUUUUCCGACUGAGAAUCAUGGCCUCAAAUUUGGAGGUGCUGAGUCUCAUCCCAGAAGCUUCACACUCAGAUGCAAACCGUCCCAGUAAACGCUGCAGGUCACAGCCUGAUGAGGCCAUCAGGACCACGUCGUCUGCAAAUAGCAGAGAUGAGAUCCUAAGGCCCCCGAACUGGACUCCCUCGACACUUUGGCUGUGCCUAGAAAUUCUGUCAAUGAAAAUUAUGAACAGAAUCAGUGACAAAGGGCAGCCUUGGCGGAGGCCAGCGUUCACCGGAAACAGGCUUGUCUUACUGCUGGCAAUGCCAACCAGGCUCCUGCUCCGGUUGUAUAAGGACUGAAUGGCAAGUAGUAGCGCGCCACCAGUCCCAUACUCCCGGAGCACUCCCCACAGGACACCGCUUUUUCCAGGUCUACAAAGCACAUGUAGACCGGUUGGGCAAACUCCCAAGUACCCUCCAGUACCCUUGCAAGGGUGUAGAGCUGGUCCAGUGUUCCGCAACCAGGACGAAAACCACACUGCACCUCCUGUAGCCGAGGUUUGAUUAACGGUCGUACCCUUCUCUCCAGCACCCUGGAAUAGACUUUCCCAGGGAGGCUGAGGAGUGUGAUCCCCCUAUAGUUGGAACACACCCUCCAGUCACCCUUCUUGAAAAGGGGGACCACCACCCCAGUCUGCCAAUCCAGAGGUACUGUUCCCAACUUCCAUGCAAUGUUGAAGAGACGUGUCAGCCAAGACAGUCCCUCAACAUCCAGAGCCUUGAAGAAACUCGUCCACCCCCGGAGCUUUGCCACUGGGGAUCAUUUUGACUACCCCAGAUACCUCAGCCACGGUGAUGGAACUGUCCGCGUUCAUGUCCUCAGCCUCUGCUUCCUCUAUGGAAGGCAUGUCAGUGGGAUUGAGAAGGGCCUCAAAGUAUUCCUUCCACCGCCCAACUAUAUCCUUAGUCGAGGUCAGCAGGCCCCCGUCCCCACUAUAAACAGUGUGAACCGGGCACUGCUUCCCCUUUCUGAGGCGCCGGACGGUUUGCCAGAACCUCUUCGAGGCUGACCGAAAGUCGUGUUCCAUGGCCUCACCGAACUCCUCCCACACCCGAGUUUUUGCCUCGACCACCGCCGAAGUCACGUGCCGCUUGGUCUGCCGGUACCUGUCAGCUGCUUCAGGAGUCCCACAAGCCAUCCAUGCUCGAUAGGACUCCUUCUUCAGCUUGACGGCAGCCCUGACCUCUGGUGUCCACCAUCGGUUUCGGGGUUUGCUGCCACGACUGGCACCGACCACCUUGCGGCCGCAGCUCCAAUCGGCUGCCCCAGCAAUGGAGGCACGGAAUAGAGCCCAUUCGGACUCAAUAUCCUCGUCCUCCCCCGGGAUGCAGGCGAAGCUCUGCGGAGGUGAGAGCUGAAGACUCGGCGGACAGGUGACACUGCCAAACGUUCCCAGCACAACCUCACUACACGUUUGGGUCUCCCGGGUCUGUCCGGCAUCCUCCCCCGCCAUCUAAUCCAACUCAUCACCAGGUGGUGAUCAGUUGACAGCUCAGCCCUUCUCUUUACCCGCGUGUCCAGAACAUCCGGACGCAGGUCUGAUGAUACGACUACAAAGUUGAUCAUAGACCUGCGGCCUAGGGUGUCCUGGUGCCAUGUCCACUUAUGGACAUCCUUAUGUUCGAACAUGGUGUUUGUGAUGGACAAACUGUGGUUUGCACAGAAGUCCAACAACAUCACACCGCACGGGUUCAGAUCGGGGAGGCCGUUCCUCACAAUCACGCCCCUCCAGGUCACACUGUCAUUGCCCACAUGGGCGUUGAAGUCUCCCAGCAAAACGACGGUGUCACCAGUUGGGGUGCUCUCUAGCACCCCUCUGAUGGACUCCAGGAAGGCUGGGUACUCUGAACUGCCGUUUGGCGCAUACUCACAAACAACAGUCAGGACCCUUUCCCCAACCCGGAGGCGUAGGGAAAUGACCCUCUCGUUCACUGGGGAUGAGUCCAAAACGGAGGCACCGGGCCGGGGGGCUAUUAAUAAGCCCACACCAGCUCGCCGCCUCUCCCCUGCAGCAACUCAAGAGUAGAACAAGGUCCAGCCCCUCUCGAGGAGUUUGGAUCCAGAACCCAAACUGUGGGUUGAGGUGAGUCCGACUAUAUCUGGUCGGAAUGUCUCAACCUCUCUCACAAGUUCGGCCUCCUUCCCUGCCAGAGAAGUAACAUUCCAUGUCCCAAGAACCAGAUUUGGCCACCGAAGACCAGGUCGCCUAGGCGCCCACCCUCAACCGCUGCCCAAAGCGCAAUGCACCGGACCCUUAUGCUUGCCCCCGCUGGUGGUGGGUCUACGAGGAGGAGAUCCCGUGUGGCUUGUUCGGGCUGAGCCCGGCAGGGCCCCACGGGUGAGAGCCCGACCACCAGGCGCUCGCCUGCGAGCCCCUCCCCCAGGCCUGGCUCCAGGGUGAGGCCCCGGUAUCCCAUGUCCGGGCGAGGUGCGGUCUCUCCUUGUGUGUUUAUUCAUCAGGGUCUUCUGAAUCACUCUUAGUCUGGCUCGCCACCCAGGACCUGUUUGCCUUGGGAGACCCUACCAGGGGCAUAUAGCCCCAGACAACAUAGCUCCAAGGAUCACUCGGGCACACAAACCCCUCCACCACAGUAAGGUGGUGAUUCACGGAGGGGCAUAUGGCUAUACAAUUAUUAUUAUUAUUAUUGUUAUUAUUAUUAUUUUUAUUAUACUUCAUUCUUAAAUUUACAAAAAAGCCAUUGAACCAUUAAUAGAAUUACCCUUCAUAAAAAUAU